CUCCAAAAGCCGUCAUGUUUUUGUCGGGGACUAUAGCGGCAACAUCACCAUGCUCAAGUUGGAAGAAAAUGGCCCACAAGUUAUAACAACUCUGAAGGGUCACAAUGGGUCCAUACGAUCUUUAGCAUGGGAUAUUGACCGGCAGCUACUGUUUUCUGGUUCUUUUGAUCAAUCUGUAAUAGUGUGGGAUAUUGGUGGUGGCAAAGGAACAGCUUUUGAAUUACAGGGACACACGAACAAAGUCUCCUCUUUGGUGUAUGGACCUGUGAGCCGUCAACUCAUAUCUGGUGCUGAGGAUGCUACUGUUGUAUUUUGGGACAUGAAAGCUAACAGACAAGAGACCCCAGAGUGGUUAGAAGCUGACUCAUGCCAGUAUUGUGAGCGGCCCUUCUUUUGGAAUAUACGAGCCAUGAUGGACCAGAAGCAGAUAGGUCUUAGGCAACAUCAUUGCAGGAAAUGUGGAAAAGCUGUUUGUGACAACUGUAGCUCUAAGAGAACUACUAUUCCUAUCAUGGGAUUUGAGUUUGAUGUUCGAGUAUGUGAUAAGUGUCAUUCAACUAUAUCGGAGACAGACAGCGUGAAUAGUGAAACUCGAGCUUCUCUAGCAAAGUUCCACGAAGUAAAGCAUAAUGUUGUAUUCAUGGAUAUGGAUGAAGAGAGUGGUCUUCUUCUUACAGUUGGUCAAGACCGCGUCAUGAAGAUUUGGGAGGUGUCAAGUUUACUCAACUGAUCUUGUGAGAGCCAUGUGGAUCCAUGGGAUUCACAUGUUGUUCUUCUGGCUAGUCAGUGAAAAGGUGGUAUUUGUCAAGAGUAACUUUGGAGAAUAUGCACAUCAUAUACACAUCAAGGAGUAUAGAAGCAGUAAUAGUUGAGCACCUUGGUGCUCGUGUUACCUAAGAGUUUUAAGAGAAUGGAAAGGUAACUGGUCAUCUUGGCUUCCAAAACACAAUGGGUAGAUUUGUUGCGUCAACAAAAGUAGAGGAGGAAAUGGAAACUCAGCUUCCAAAACACAACGGGUGGGUUUGUUGUAUACAGUAGCUAAGUAAUGGUGCAAACUAGAACCUGUAACUGCUUUUAACCAGAAAAUUAUCCUUUAUAUAGGACCGAUUCUUGCAAUACAGUACUACUACUAGAUUUUGACCUAGAAGUGUUGCCCUGAAAAAGUGAUCCUGAAAAUUAAUGAUCCAGCCAAAGAUUGGGUUCUCCUUUUUAGUGUCUGUUGAUAUGAUAGUUUUACUAGUCAUGAUAACUUUACUACUGGAUUUGCAGUGCAAAAUUAAUGUCACGAUAACUUUACUACUGGAUUUGCAGUGCAAAAUUAAUGUCACCUCUAGAUCCAUAAAUGAGUUUUGAAUCAUUUGUAAUAAAUACUGUAUAUUUUUGUUGGCAUCAGAUGCGUUUUGAUAUUGUAAAGUUUAAUUUUUUAAAUGUCAGUUGUAGUACCAUAAAGUCCAGAAAAAGUGAGAAUGAAUAAUUAAUCUUGUUUAUGAUUAUGAAUUAUCAUUGCCAUUGGAUGAUAUUCAAGCACAGUAAACCCCAGUCACAAAAGACAGUCAUAUUCUCAUUGUGGUUCUUUGUACAUUAUGACUUUGCUCCUGCUUUGUUCAAUCAUACGUUUGGAAACCUGAUUAUUAUGUAACCAGUGAGCACUCUGGACACCUUGGAGAAAUCCAAGUGAUCUUAGUCAUACCAAGUAGUCCAUCCACUAAAUGCUUUCAGGUUGUCUCUUAUUGUCUACAGUUAAAUAAUCAGUAUUCCUAUGAAGCCUCAUUGUUUGGCUUUCUUCCACUUAUGUAUUGUGGAACACUAUUAUUGGAUACUGUAGAAGCGACAGACUAAGGUGUAUUACAGAAAUGACUAGUAUCCGCCGUGAAAGACGUUCCAUGUGCAAUAUGUUCCAAAAAUGUUUUUUUUUUGUAACAGAACUUGUGUAAAGUUGUUGGUUUCUUUCCAAAAUCAUGCUAUGUAUUUGAUAAACAUUACACAGCCAUUGUUGCUGUUAAGAUGGUUUAACAACUAACUGUUCAGUGUACCAGAUUUCCCCUUGGUGUUUUCAUACAAUUAGUAUUAGGGAAAGCUGUAUUUCAUCAUGGGGAACUUGAAGGUGCAGCCAGUGAUUGGCCAAGUACCCUACAUGUGGCCAAUACACUUAGGCUUAAUUAUUGGAUGUGGAUGUGUGUAUUAUUGCCAGCCAUGUGUUGUACUAACAUUAAUGUUGAGGGGUGUGACAUGAUUUCUGUCAUCCUGGCAUCUUCAAAUCAUUGUUGAUUAUUUUGGGGAAAAGUUUCUGUUAACAUGAAGAAUUUGUAGUAAUUAUUGAAUGAAAGAUGGAACUAUGGUUUUACAAGGUGUAAUGUGUUUAGUUCUCAUAAUAGGAGAAUAUCUUUAUUGGUUUUCAAGGGAUAUUAUUAGAGGUCAGUUAAAUUUUUAUGUGGAAUCUUUACCAGGAGGGAAAGGUUAAAUGUAAUCAGCUUUUGAUAGUGUUUUUCAGAAGGACAUGCACAAAGGUUGGUAUAUUUUAUGAAAUCUAGGCUGUCAAGCGAAGUAAUGGGACAUGUUUGGUUAUUUAGUGCUUGAGGCAAUCACAAGAGGGAGUUGAAGUGGUUGGGUAGCAAGAUGAAGAGAUCCAGAAAAUAAAAAUGAAGUACGUACAAGGUUUGGAAGAUGGAACUGGGAGAAAUCCCCACAGUUACCCAAAGAAGUAAUAUCUAGUUAGAGAAGUUGUUCAGCAGGACUGAAGAAAGGCGACAGGAAUGUAGGAGGGAUGGCAGUACCCUCACAUGGGGAUACACAAAGGUGUAUAUUGAAGUGAAUAUGUAUUUGUCAGUUUAUUAACUUAACAAGUAAAGGGGAAAAAUAUUACAUGGAAUCAGAAAUUAAAGUCAAAAGUUGAAUAGCAUCAGCUGGGUAAAGGGGUCCAAAAAAUUACUUUGUGAGGCAUUAUCCUAUAUCCUGUAUAUCUUGGCCAUUGGUACGUUUGGGAUUAUUGUUUGUUUUAAUAAUCUGUGGGGUGCUCUGUUGGAAACAUGGUUGCCCUUUCAAAUUCAAAACUCGGUCCUCAGUUAUUCACAGACAGGAAAACAGUACUGUAUUCAUUUGUGACAUUCCUUGAUUUUCUUUUUAAUGUUUGCACAGCAUAAGAUGACUCAAGGCUUGUGACUUAAUAUUUUGGGCUUACUCAUUUUUGUUAGCACCAAGUGUCUAAGAACCUGUACGGCUUCAUAACAGUAAUAGUCUUGAUAUUUUUUGUAAUCUAGUUUAUUUUUCUGUGGAUGACAGGAUUGUUUGUCUGUUUUUAGUUUCUUGAUGUAUAGGAUACUGUGUAUAAUCCAAAGGAAAAUUUCUUGAAUUCUAAAGCCUUUUCGUAUGGAAUUUGUUAGUAAAUUUUGUAUAAUUUUGAUUUCUAUUUUCAUAGUACUGUUAAUUUGACGUUAUGUAGCUAUGUCAAUGUGAUUUUACUUAUCUAAGGAAUAUUAGUGUUAAGGCUUCUUAAAUACUGGAACAAAAAACAUGGGAUAGCUUUCAGCAUUUCUUGCACAUUAAUGCAUUGUGGUUACUGUGGUGUUUACUCAAGGCCAACUCCAGAAAAUGUGGGUAUGUUUAUCAGUAGGUAACUUUAGGAGUGCCUAGUGCAGAACAAGAGUGAAAAGUCAAUGUUGUAUCUUGCUAUUUUUUGCUUCUGUUGUUGGAGAAGGGUUUAUAAAGAUAAAAUAUUUUUGGGAAUUAGUGGCUUGAUAUUGACUUUUACAUAAAAAAAAAAGAUAUCCCAAACACAUUUAAACUAGGUUUGUGUUCUUUUGCUACAAUGGUUGAGUGGUUUAUCCAUGUACAAAUUAUACCAGGAUAAAUGAAAAUGUGGAAGAAAAUUGGAAAUUUGACUCAAGGGGAUUAAUUUUGACCUCACCAAUUCUAUGAACUUGUGGCCUUCAGCUCAAAGGCCAGUUUUGACUCAAGAGGUUUGCUAUUUAAUGACACCUCUGUAAGGGCUGGAAGAGUAUGAUCCUAGUGUAUUUUUAGUACAUCUUUCAUUAAGUCUGUAACAUAUAUGCCUUGAAUUUUUACUUAUUAUGUUUAAUCCAUUUUUGUUUCUCAUAUGACACUUUUAAUGUAUGUAAGAUACUAAAAGUGAGACAAGAGCUAGUGGUCAGGUUAUCAAUUAUAAAAGUUACAAACUGGGACACGUUUUAUUCAUGUCGUAUUGGUUGUUUUGAGCAUAAAGGAAUAUGGUGGUCAAAUUCAAUAGCAAUGUAGGCUGUACCACUGUACAGUUUAGUUCAACCAAAAUAAUUUCCAAUUUGCAUUUCUUCCCUGAGGUAGAAAUCUUAUGCUAAAUCGUAGGCCAUAAAUUCUAAUACCAGUUAGUUUGCAACAUUGGUGACACAGACUUUAAUGCAAUUUAUAGAUUUUCUUAGCAGAUAAUUUCAAAGUAACUAGUAAUAUAUAAAUGUCAGUGAUGCCCUUAUUGAUUGAUAAGGGACUAAGGUUUAUGUUCUUACAGCCUUUCAAGAUUAUUAAUGUAGAUGCUGUAAUGUACCCAUAAUGGCUGCAUAGUAAUCAUCCUAGGGGCUCUGAUGUUUGCAUUAUGAUCUGAUCCAUUUUAGUUUCAAUGUUUCUGUAUACUGUAUAUAUAUAUUGAUAUAUAUAUUGUUUAAGGAAAGGCAUUUUCAGUUCGUAUCUCCUACCCAUUCUUUCAUAUGUGUGAGGAAACUAGGUGUAUUUUUCAAAUGAUUCAAUUAUGUGAGUGUAACAUUGUAACUGCUUGUGAGAACUUGAGAAACCUUUGUGUGGUGUUUUAUGUAUUGAGGUAAUGUUUUAUCUGGGUCAGUGACAGCUAUUGUAAUUUUUCAUUUAACAAGUUUAAUGAUCUGCAUAGAAAAGGAAGAAUUACGCGGGUGGGGAUACGUCCUUUUAUAUGUAUGUACAAUAUUUUUCCUUUUUCUUUAUGAAAAUGUUAUCCGACUCGUUAAAUUUAUAAGCGGGAAAGUCAUAGUAAACUCUUCUGCACUGCAGUUGAUUAUGGGGUGAAAGCUUUGAAUUCAAGUAUUGGAAUUAAUCUGGUUCCAGUCUUUUUAAACCAAAGACUUGUUCAGGAUUUAAUCCUGUGCCAAGAUUAGUUGGUCACAAACUUGCCUGUGAUCCUGAAGUAAAAAAAAAAAAAAAAAAAAAAA
Messenger RNA from Macrobrachium nipponense, 5168 nucleotides. Its product is annotated as WD repeat and FYVE domain-containing protein 2-like. Gene Ontology annotation, cellular component: early endosome. The record is from RefSeq and is a predicted model, not a curated record. Gene Ontology annotation, molecular function: metal ion binding; protein binding. NCBI's taxonomy places the organism in Eukaryota, Metazoa, Arthropoda, Malacostraca, Decapoda, Palaemonidae.